UAUUUUGAAGGUUCACGUCGCUUCCGUUACCGUGCACGUCUCUGUGCUACGUUGAGUUAUUUGACUUGUCCCAAAUUCGCCUUGAAACGUGAUAAAUAUCUUGUCCCCGGUCGGGUUUCAAAUAUUUGUCAUCGCCGGCGUGCAACGUCUGCGACGAGCCAGCGGGCGAACGACGAGCGCAAGGACGGUUGCAAUGGCGACUGUUGGCAGUAGUUUUGUGAACAAAAUGUAUAAGUUGUGUUUCCACGCCGCGCGGCGGACGACAGGACGUACAGGAUGGAGGCUGCUUCAACACAGAACAUUUAGAGUCAAUGCGGCGUGCAGGCAGCAGCCCUUCGACUCCACGCUGGAGAAGCCUCAGUUUCCCGGGGCCUCGGCCGAGUACGUGGACCAUCUGGAGUUCAUUGAGCCCAACGUCAUCUCGGGCAUCCCCGUGUACCGCGUGAUGGACCGCCAGGGCAACAUCAUCGACCCCUCGCAGGACCCUCAGCUCUCCAAAGAAACGGUUCUCAACUUCUACCAGAAGAUGACGCUGCUGAACACCAUGGACCGCAUCCUGUACGAGUCCCAGAGACAGGGGAGGAUUUCCUUCUACAUGACCAACUACGGCGAAGAGGGCACGCACAUCGGCAGCGCCGCCGCCCUGGACCCCAGCGACAUGGUCUUCGGUCAAUACAGAGAAGCCGGUGUGCUGAUGUAUCGCGGCUUCCCCCUGGACUCCUUCAUGGCUCAGUGCUACGCCAACGCAGACGACCUGGGCAAAGGGCGCCAGAUGCCCGUCCACUACGGCUCGCGGGACCUCAACUUUGUCACCAUUUCGUCUCCGCUGGCCACGCAGAUCCCACAAGCGGUGGGAGCGGCGUACGCCUUCAAGAGAGAGAGCAUCAACAGAGCGGUGAUUUGCUAUUUCGGCGAGGGAGCCGCCAGCGAGGGCGACGCCCACGCCGGCUUCAACUUCUCGGCCACGCUGGAGUGCCCCAUCAUAUUUUUCUGCCGCAACAAUGGCUACGCCAUCUCCACCCCCACCAACGAGCAGUACCGAGGAGACGGCAUCGCCGCUCGCGGGCCGGGGUACGGCAUGCUGUCCAUUCGCGUGGACGGCAACGACGUCUUCGCCGUCUACAACGCCACCAAGGAAGCUCGCCGCAGAGCCGUGGCGGAGAACCAGCCCUUCCUCAUCGAGGCCAUGACGUACAGGAUCGGCCACCACAGCACGAGCGACGACAGUUCUGCGUACCGCUCGGUAGACGAGGUGAACUACUGGGACAAGCAGGACCAUCCCAUCUCCCGCCUGCGCCACUACAUGAGCGCCCGGGGCUGGUGGAGCGAGGAGGACGAGAGGAGCUGGCGCAAGGACUCUCGCAAGAGGGUCAUGGAGGUGUUUGAGCGCGCAGAGAAGCGGCUGAAGCCCAACCCGGAGCUGCUCUUCAGCGAUGUGUACCAGGAGGACACGCCCGCUCUCAGCAAGCAGCGCCAGGCUCUCCUGCGCCACCUGCAGCAGUACAAGGAGCACUACCCCCUGGACCUCUACGAACACUGACUUAACACUUCCUGUCAGCUGACACGCACUUCCUGUCAGCUCACACUAACACAAACAUACUAUACUGACUUCACACUGUCAAAAUUAUGUAGAUUUUCUGUAAAAAAAAAAAAAUUCCAGCGUAGUCGCUGGAAUUUUACUGUAAAAAAUAAAAGAUGUACCAGUUUUCCUGCACUGUAGAAAAUAAAAAGAUUUUACAGUAAAAACCUGUCAGAAUUUUACUAUAAAAAAGUGCUACCAGGUUUCCUGCACUGUAGAAAAUAAGAUUUUACAGUAAAAAAAAAAAACUGCCAGAAUUUUACUGUAAAAAAUAAAAGUUGUACCAGUUUUCCUGCACUGAAGAAAAUGAGAAUUUACAGUAAAAAAAUAAAAAAAAACUGCCAGAAAUUUACUGUAAAAAAUAUGUACCAGUUUUCCUGCACUGUAGAAAAUAAAAAGAUUUUACAGUAAAAACCUGUCAGAAUUUUACUAUAAAAAAGUGGUACCAGGUUUCCUGCACUGUAGAAAAUAAGAUUUUACAGUAAAAAAAAAACUGCCAGAAUUUUACUGUAAAAAUAAAAGUUGUACCAGUUUUCCUGCACUGUAGAAAAUAAAAAGAUUUUACAGUAAAAACCUGUCAGAAUUUUACUAUAAAAAAGUGCUACCAGGUUUCCUGCACUGUAGAAAAAAGGAUUUUACAGUAAAAA
Entelurus aequoreus (snake pipefish) is the source of this 2226-nucleotide messenger RNA. It is a transcript of the gene bckdha, whose product is annotated as branched chain keto acid dehydrogenase E1 subunit alpha. The coding region runs from base 194 to 1540 and encodes 448 amino acids. The transcript has 8 exons. NCBI's taxonomy places the organism in Eukaryota, Metazoa, Chordata, Actinopteri, Syngnathiformes, Syngnathidae. The record is from RefSeq and is a predicted model, not a curated record. Gene Ontology annotation, biological process: branched-chain amino acid catabolic process. Gene Ontology annotation, molecular function: oxidoreductase activity, acting on the aldehyde or oxo group of donors, disulfide as acceptor.